This is a messenger RNA of Adineta steineri, 984 nucleotides long. The record is from the annotation of a GenBank genome assembly. NCBI's taxonomy places the organism in Eukaryota, Metazoa, Rotifera, Eurotatoria, Adinetida, Adinetidae.
AUGAAUAAAGAUCUUAUAUAUAAUCAUUCACUUUUUCCAUUAUUAACAAUAAUUUAUAAUAAAUGUGAAUUAGCAACAAAUUCUUCUUAUCCAUUUAAAUCAUUAGAUGAAGAUAUUAUUGAAUUUACAAAACAGUUAAAUAAGGGAGAAUUAGGAUAUUAUGUAUCAAAUGUUGAACUAGAUAAUUUCAUGAUACAAGCAAUACAAAUAUUACGUUUUCAUCUAUUAGAAAUUGAAAAAGUCCAUGAAUUAUGCGAUAAUUUUUGUGAAAAAUAUAUUCGUUUAUUAAAAGGAAAAAUGCCAUUAGAUAUUAUUGCAGAUGAUUAUAAAUCUGAAGAAGAUAGUAUAAUCAGUAAUGAAGAUAUUAAACCAAUACAUUCAACAGAAUCUAUUCUACCUAUAUCAGAUGAUAUAAGUGAAAAUUUUCAAAAAGAUACAUUUGAAGAAAAUAAAGAUGAUGAUAUAAUAUCUUCACCACGUCGUCAAAAGAAACGAGGAAUAUUUCCUAAAUCAGCAACAUCAUUAAUGCGUGCUUGGUUAUUUCAAAAUCUAAGUCAUCCAUAUCCAUCUGAAGAACAAAAAAAAAUUUUAGCUAAAGAAACGAAUCUUAAUGUAUUACAAGUUAAUAAUUGGUUCAUAAAUGCAAGAAGACGUAUUGUACAGCCCAUGAUUGAUCAAUCCAAUCGUACUGCAACAAUGGGAGCGGAUUAUAGUAAUAUUAUGAUGAAUAAUCCUUAUCAUACAUUUGAUCUUAAUCGAACAUCAUAUGGAUUACAAUUAAAUUUGAACGACGAAAUGACAACAACAUCAGGUUAUUGUCCGACACCAACAAUAACUUACCCAUCGAUGCACUCAAAUUCGUUUUUUACGGCUGCAGCUGUAGCCGCUGCUGCUGCUGCUACUACUGGUCCUAGUAGUACAUUUUUAUCAACACAAUAUGGAAUAUCACCAUUGUCUUAUUAUAGGCAAGGAAGUGAAAAUUAA